Molecule: messenger RNA, 444 nt
Organism: Plasmodium inui San Antonio 1
Lineage: Eukaryota; Apicomplexa; Aconoidasida; Haemosporida; Plasmodiidae
Exons: 2
Coding region: 1-444 (147 amino acids)
Source: RefSeq, a predicted model, not a curated record
AUGUUGUAUUACUUGACUUGGUACAGGCGCAAGAAAUUUAUCGGAAAUUGUGGAUUGCUAGAUAAAUCCAGUGCAAAAAUCCAAUUGAAACAAAAUCAGAGGGUGAAUAACAGGGGUGACAGUACAGAUGAAGGCCGCACAAGUGGCGCACUUCCAUUUGGGUGCAAACGAUGGGACCUUAGGAAAAAAUUGAACAAGUGGCAAUUAGAAAAUUUGCUUCUUUCUAGUGGUUUCAUCUUGAUAAAAAAGAAAAAUGCAUAUAUUAUAUACUAUUAUUUUAAUCAGUAUUUAAAAAAAAUACUAUUUGAUGAUGAACAAACUAGUUCGAAAUUUUACAGAGGAAGCAUUAAAAAAUGGAAUGUCAGAAGAAGAACGAAUGAUACAUUUAAUAGAAUGCUAUACGGGACUUACAAGGGACAUGGAAGUAAUAGAACUGAUUUCUAA